AUGAUAACGAUCCUAAGCAUACCUCGGCAUUGGAUGAGAAAUAAUGGGGUUAGAGUUUUGCAAUGGCCAUCUUCAUCUCUGGAUUUAAAUCCCAUUGAACGUUUGUGGGACGUAUUGGAAGAUCGUGUCAAGAAACGUCAGCCAAAAAGCAAGACAGAGUUGGCGUUGCAUCUGGUAGAGGAAUGGAACAAGACUGAACUACCAGUCUUAGCAAAGUUAGUUGGAUCGGUUCCCAGUAGAUUGAAUGAAUGUAUCAAAAUGAAAGGCUAUUCAACUCGUUACUAG
Didymodactylos carnosus is the source of this 285-nucleotide messenger RNA. Lineage: Eukaryota; Metazoa; Rotifera; Eurotatoria; Philodinida; Philodinidae. The record is from the annotation of a GenBank genome assembly.